CUCUCAGACCCAUGUCCAACAAUCCUCUCUCAUUCCCUUCUCUCUCCUCCUCUCUCUCUCUCUAGAUCCCCCAACCCAUCCCCUCUCUCCUCCCUUCCCUGCAAUGUCCGCCUCCGUCUUCCUCCUAUGGCUGGUUAGCAUCCCCAUUGUCUUCCUCCAUGCAGCUGACCAACCACCACCAAAAGGUUUCCUCCUUAACUGUGGCUCGGAGGAAGAGGUAAAACUGAGUGAUCUGAAAUUCAUCCCGGACAACGAAUACAUAAACACCGGAAACAAAACGACCCUUAAACAAAAAGAUGUACACCCAUUAUUGGCCACGGUGAGAUUUUUCCCAGACACUUCUGCUACAAAAUACUGUUACUCAUUCCAAGUGCCCAAAGAUGCUAAAUAUAUGGUUAAAACUAUGUAUUACUAUGGAGGUUUUGAUGGAGGGAAGGAGCCUCCGGUGUUUGAUCAAAUCAUUGAUGGCACCAAAUGGAGUAUUGUGAAUACAACAGAGGACUAUGCAAAUGGGCUCAGCUCGUUCUAUGAGAUUGUGGUCACUGCUCAUGCAAAGACAUUGAGUGUGUGCCUUGCUAGGAACAAGAACACGAAUUCGAGCCCCUUUAUAUCAUCUAUUGAAUUGCAGAAUCUGGAUGCUUCACUCUAUAAUACAACCGAUUUCAACAAGUUUGCGCUAACUAACGUGGCUCGGAGUAGCUUUGGCUACAAUGGGGAACAAAUUAGUUCUCCAGAUGACAAAUUUAACCGGUUCUGGCAACCAUUUAUGGACGAUAAUCCUGUCGUAGACAGCAAAGUCAACAUAACACCUACAGCAUUUUGGAACAUCCCACCAACGAAGUUAUUUGCAAACGGAAUCACAACAAGCAGAGGGAAAACACUCAACGUCAAGUGGCCGCAAUUUUUACUCCCUAGCAGCACCUACUACAUUGCACUUUACUUCCAAGAGAACCGCAACCCAAGUCCAGAGAGCUGGAGAGUUUUCAGUGUCACUAUAAAUGGCAUGAAAUUCUACGAUGACGUCAAUGUCACAACCAAUGGUGUGACUGUGUAUGCGACACAGUGGCCUCUCUCUGGUCAGCUUGAGAUUGUCAUGACUCCCCAGAAUGAUAUGCCUGUUGGGCCUGUGAUCAAUGGUGGAGAGAUCUUUCAGAUUCUGCGUCUUGGUGGAGUGACUAAUGCUAAAGAUGUGUUGGCAUUGGAAGAGUUGGCAAAAAGCUUUGACAACAAACCUUCCGAUUGGAGAGGAGAUCCGUGCCUACCUAAAGAGAAUUCAUGGACUGGAGUUAAAUGCUCUGAUCAAGGAUUUCGAGUCACUUCUCUGAAUCUUACCGGUGUGGGGCUGUCUGGGUCACUGUCUAAAAGCAUAGACGAUUUAACUGCACUUAACCAUCUUUUGCUUGGAAGUAACAAACUCUCAGGUCCAAUACCAGAAAUGAAAUCAUUGAAGGCCCUGCAAACUUUGCAUUUGGAGAAUAAUCAAUUCGAAGGACAGAUCCCUGCAUCAUUGGCAGAACUUACAGAUCUUAAGGAAAUAUUUCUACAAAACAACAACCUGGAUGGUAACAUCCCCGAUGCCCUAAAGAACAAAAAUGGCAUAAAGAUUCAGGUUUGACCUGGAAAUAAUCUGUUACAGUAGGCAUUAUGCUAUAGAAAUAUGAUAAAAAGCUACAGGUUUUAUCGAACCAGUUUAGGAGGUAAAUAGGGAAGUUUUUGGCCUCAAUGAAUGCAAGUUGGACGGUGGAGUUGAUCGCCAUUGAGAGAGAGGGAUAAACACCCCACUCGCCGGUUUGAAUUAUGCAAUGUGAGCACCAUACUGCUGAAUCAAGAUUUUUUGAAAGCACAAAUUGUUGUAAUGAGUCUUCUAUACCAUAAGUUAUACAGACACUUAACAUGUUUGGUCAUGAAAAUCUUUUAUAGUUUAUUAUUAAUGAAAAAUGCAUGAAUUUACUA
Molecule: messenger RNA, 1953 nt
Organism: Cornus florida
Lineage: Eukaryota; Viridiplantae; Streptophyta; Magnoliopsida; Cornales; Cornaceae
Product: receptor-like protein kinase At3g21340
Exons: 9
Coding region: 104-1615 (503 amino acids)
Molecular function (GO): protein binding
Source: RefSeq, a predicted model, not a curated record